AAUUAUAAACAAACCUGUCUGAUCCGACCCGACCAGAAAUGACCCGAAUCGACCAGAACAUUGUAAUUAAAACCUGUAUGUGUGUUUUGCUUUCUCUGUUUCUCUCGCUCGCGUAGAAGCUGAAAAUGGCGGUUCAAUCAAGUCAGAGUGCGUAUUUUGGGAUCAGAACAGCUUCACCUUCUCAGAAACUCUCUUCGAAACCUGUAGCUCAUAUCUCUCUGUCGACGAAGCUCAAACCCUCUUUUCUACCGUCGAUUUCGUGCUCUACUUUUAACCCUGGUCAAAUUCCGGCGAAACUCGCCGGUAUCAGUUCCGGAAUAUUCGUUUCUCCUUCCGAUUCCACAUUCUCUUAUGAACCACCAGAAUCUGAAUCUCCUUCACUUGAAAAGAAGAAGAUGCGUGUGCUAGUGAAGCCACUGGAGAAACCAAAGGUGGUGCUAAAGUUUGUGUGGAUGCAAAAGGACAUAGGAGUUGCAUUAGACCAUAUAAUUCCAGGAUUUGGAACAAUCCCGCUUAGUCCAUACUACUUCUGGCCUAGGAAAGAUGCUUGGGAAGAGCUUAAAGCUUUGUUAGAGAGCAAGCAUUGGAUCUCUGAGCUACAUCGUGUCUUCCUCCUUAACCAAGCUACAGACAUCAUCAAUCUAUGGCAAUCAAGCGGUGGGGAUUUCUCUUGAUUGGAUUCACAUUUGUGGAUGGAAAAGCAAUUCAUCCGAAGCUGUUUUAUCAUCAUAGGUAUUAUUAUUAAUGGUCGCAACUUUUCCAAAGUCUAAAGCUUUUUUAUUGUCUAGUGUAGUAGUCCCUUUGUGCUGCCUAAUUCUGUUGAAACUGAUCAUUCAAACACAAAAAAAAAGCUCGUGUCUUGGUGGCUUUUAUGUUCAAGAGUGUAUCAUUGUAUAUGCAAAUGGGUCGUGUUUGUGUCAUUUCGUGUGUGUUUUCAAUACCAUUGCAAUCCUAAUCAUUUAUGGUCAAUGGAUUCACUGUAGAGAAGCUAGAAAAGUAAAAGUUUUUGAGGUUUCUGGAACAUUAAAAAUGACGAAAUCUCUCUUAUAUUAUUUUUUCAUACAUAAGGAUACUGAGAGUUUCUCUUAUUCGGAAAAUGCAGAAUCAGAACCAAAAAAGAAAAGAAAAAAAAAAAAAAAAA
This is a messenger RNA of Camelina sativa (false flax), 1141 nucleotides long. Its product is annotated as small ribosomal subunit protein cS23y-like. Gene Ontology annotation, cellular component: ribosome. NCBI's taxonomy places the organism in Eukaryota, Viridiplantae, Streptophyta, Magnoliopsida, Brassicales, Brassicaceae. Gene Ontology annotation, molecular function: structural constituent of ribosome. Gene Ontology annotation, biological process: translation. The record is from RefSeq and is a predicted model, not a curated record.